UCCAGGCCCCCCAGCUCGGCACCCUGAUGGGCGUCUAUCUGCCGUGCAUCCAGAACAUCUUCGGAGUGAUCCUCUUCCUCAGGAUGACCUGGUUGGUGGGAAUCGGAGGCGUCAUCGGCACCUUCAUCAUCGUCUUCAUGUGCUGUACCACAACCAUGCUGACUGCCAUCUCGAUGAGUGCCAUCGCUACCAAUGGAGUGGUGCCAGCUGGAGGAUCCUAUUACAUGAUAUCCCGUUCACUGGGCCCUGAGUUCGGUGGAGCAGUGGGGAUCUGUUUCUAUCUGGGAACCACCUACGCUGGAGCCAUGUACAUCCUGGGAGCCAUCGAGCUUCUCCUGAUCUAUAUAGCACCCAAAGCAGCCAUCUUUCCCCUGGAGGGUCUGGAGGGUGCUGAGGCGGAGGCUGCCCUGCUCAACAACAUGCGUGUGUAUGGAACCAUCCUGUUGACAUCCAUGGCUACGGUGGUGUUUGUUGGUGUUAAGUACGUCAAUAAGCUGGCCCUGGUGUUCCUGGCCUGCGUCAUCCUCUCCAUCCUGGCCGUCUAUGCCGGAGUCAUCAAGACGGGCAUAGAUGCUCCUGACUUCCCUGUUUGCCUUUUGGGGAACCGCACCUUGGUGUGGAAGAGCUUUGAUGUUUGUGCCAAGACCAUUGAGACAGCUAAUGGGACAGUCACCACGCAGCUGUGGCGCAUGUUCUGCGAUUCACCUUUGCUCAAUGCCACCUGUGACAGUUACUUUGCCGCCAACAACGUGACUCAAAUCCAGGGCAUUCCUGGGGUCACCAGUGGAAUCUUGGCAGAGAAUCUGUUUGGGACCUACUAUGAGAAAGGGGACUUAAUUGCAAGGAAAUACAUGGAUUCAGUGGAAGACCAGGAUGAUCCUCUGACCAACGCUAACCGCUACGUGUUGGCCGACAUCGCCAGUUUCUUCACACUGCUGGUUGGCAUCUACUUCCCAUCAGUAACAGGAAUCAUGGCUGGUUCAAACCGAUCUGGAGACCUGCGUGAUGCUCAGAAGUCAAUCCCCGUUGGCACCAUUGCAGCCAUCACCACCACCUCCACUGUCUACAUGUCCAGCGUGAUUCUGUUCGGUGCCUGCAUCGAGGGGGUGGUCCUCAGGGACAAAUUCGGAGAGGGCGUCCACGGGAACUUGGUGAUAGGCACAUUGGCUUGGCCGUCACCCUGGGUGAUUGUGAUUGGCUCUUUCUUCUCCACCUGCGGAGCGGGGCUUCAGAGCCUGACAGGAGCCCCCCGUCUUCUUCAGGCCAUCGCCAAGGACGGCAUCGUGCCUGCCCUUCGGAUCUUCGGCCACGGGAAGGCCAACGGAGAACCCACAUGGUCCCUCCUGCUGACCGCCUGUAUCUGCGAGAGUGGCAUCCUCAUUGCUUCCCUGGACGCGGUAGCUCCUAUCCUUUCCAUGUUCUUCCUGAUGUGCUACAUGUUUGUGAAUCUGGCCUGUGCCCUCCAAACGCUGUUGAGGACUCCAAACUGGAGACCCCGCUUCAAGUUCUAUCACUGGGCUCUGUCCUUCCUGGGGAUGAGCUUGUGUCUCACUCUUAUGUUCAUCUGCUCCUGGUACUAUGCCAUCGUUGCCAUGGUAAUUGCCGGCUCCAUCUACAAGUAUAUAGAGUUUGCAGGUGCGGAGAAAGAGUGGGGUGAUGGGAUACGCGGUCUGUCUCUGAGCGCUGCGCGGUACGCUCUGAUGAGGCUGGAGGAAGGUCCCCCGCACACCAAGAAUUGGAGGCCACAGCUGCUGGUGCUGGUCAGCACUGACGGAGAGCAGAAUGUAGAGCAGCCACGUCUGCUGUCUCUGACCAACCAGCUGAAGGCAGGAAAAGGUCUGACUAUUGUUGGGACAGCCCUGGUGGGCAGCUACCUGGAGAAUAAUGAGCAAGCCCAGCGUGCAGAGCAGGCACUUAAGAAGCUGAUGGACACCGAGAAGGUGAAGGGCUUCUGCCAGGUGACUGUGUCCUCAAACCUCCGGGAUGCUACAUCCCAUUUGCUCCAGGCCAGCGGGCUGGGAGGCCUGAAGCACAACGCCGUGCUGCUGUCCUGGCCGCGCACCUGGAAGCAGGGGGACGAGCACCAGCACUGGAGGAACUUUAUCGAGCUGGUCAGAGAAACCACUGCAGCACGCCUUGCUCUGCUUGUACCGAAGAACAUCUCAGCCUUCCCGUCCAACGGCGAGCGUUUCUCUGAGGGCCACAUCGACGUGUGGUGGAUCGUUCAUGAUGGAGGCAUGUUGAUGCUGCUGCCCUUCCUGCUCCGCCAGCACAAGGUCUGGAGGAAGUGCAAGAUGCGCAUCUUCACUGUGGCCCAGAUGGACGACAACAGCAUCCAGAUGAAAAAGGACUUGACCACGUUCCUCUAUCACCUCCGUAUUGAAGCCAUGGUAGAAGUUGUGGAAAUGCAUGACGGUGACAUCUCGGCUUACACUUACGAAAAGACCCUGGUGAUGGAGCAACGGUCACAGAUGCUUAAACAGAUCAAUCUGACCAAGAGUGAGCGCGAAAAAGAGAUUCAGAGCAUUACAGAUUCCUCCCGUGGGUCUAUCCGCCGCAAAAACCCAGCCGCUGUGACCACCCAGCUAAGUGUGACCGAGGAACCACCUGCAGCCAGCAAGGAGGAGAAGCCCGAAGAAGAGUCAAAGUCGGCCUCUCCCACUGUGUCCCCCCCUGCCCAGGUCCAGCUCAUCCACGACAACACCACCCCCGCCAGCCCUGCCACCCCGGCCACCCCGCUGACCCCCGAGGCUGCCCAGAGCCCCGGGGAGCAGGUCCAGAUGACCUGGACCGAGAAGUUAGACGGCGAGCCGGCCAAGCCCCCCGGAGCCGCCACACCAGAGGGGAUUAAAGACAUCUUCAACAUGAAGCCGAACCAGUCCAACGUGAGACGUAUGCACACAGCACUCCGGCUGAACGAAGUCAUCCUCAAAAAGUCCUCCGAAGCCAAACUAGUCCUCCUCAACAUGCCGGGGCCUCCGAAGAACCGGACAGACAUGGAGUUCCUGGAGGUCCUCACCGAGGGACUCAACCGGGUCCUGCUGGUCCGCGGAGGCGGUCGCGAAGUGAUCACCAUCUACUCCUGAAAGAGCAGUCCCUACCCCCUCCCCCAACCCCACCC
Messenger RNA from Menidia menidia (Atlantic silverside), 3121 nucleotides. NCBI's taxonomy places the organism in Eukaryota, Metazoa, Chordata, Actinopteri, Atheriniformes, Atherinopsidae. The record is from the annotation of a GenBank genome assembly.